Messenger RNA from Periconia digitata, 984 nucleotides. The record is from the annotation of a GenBank genome assembly. Lineage: Eukaryota; Fungi; Ascomycota; Dothideomycetes; Pleosporales; Periconiaceae.
GAGCGCGUCUUUUUCGUGAUUGUCAGUCGCGUUUCCAUUGAUUUACAUCUCUCAACCUCCAAUUCCCUUCACCUUGCCAUGGCUGACUCCACCUCCAUAAGGCGCUCAAAACGGAAGCGGCCUACCGUCGAUUACCGUGAACAGGACCUGAGCGAAAAUGAAAAUACCCAAGACCCCCAGGAUGCUGAAGACGGCCCCCCUCACAAGAAGCCACAGGUGAAGAAGCCUGCCAAGCCUCUUCCAAAGCGAAAGAUCUUCCCGUUCCUUCAACUACCUGCAGAAAUCCGCAAUCAAAUCUACAAGUUGUGCCUCCAUGAUCCUGUCGGCGUCUAUCUGUGCCCUACUACCUAUGCCUUCCGUCGUACUGUCAAUCGCGUCGCUGAAGCGAGGUAUCGUGCUCCUCAUCGCACAGGCGGCGACGACGACCCAGAGAAACCCGCUGAAACUUUCGAGACGCUGGUGCCCGCGCUACUGGCCACGAACAAGCAGAUCUACCGCGAAGGCCGUCAGAUUCUCUACGGAAAUGACUUCUACAUGGGCGACACGUUGACAAUGCAUUCAUUUCUUGUUGAUAUUGGCGCCCGAGCCGCAUCUCUACUCAAGUUUGUCACUCUGAUACACUGGGCAGAGGGACGUGGCGUCAACAAAGCAUACAACCACGCUGCUUUCGGUGCUCUGUCGGCAGCCACCAACCUUGAACGCUUCAACAUGGUGAGCCAUACCAGCUAUCGUACGCAUCCGAAGCCUGUUGCUAUUCAGUUCUAUCGUGACGCCUUUCCAUGGUUGGAAGCAGUGGGUAUUGCCAAGGGCAAAGCCGACGCAGCUGUCCAUUUGGUAACCAUAUCAGCCGGCAAUUUCAAUCACUUCAGCCGGCGUAAUGGGUGGAUCUUUGGGAAGAAGAAUGGAACAUAUGAGGAUAUUGACUCAUUCCGAAACGAGCUCGCGAAGCUAUUGAAUGCGCGCAUGAACAUGAUCAGAUCUUGA